Loxodonta africana (African savanna elephant) is the source of this 5485-nucleotide messenger RNA. RefSeq names its product junction adhesion molecule like (gene JAML). Gene Ontology annotation, cellular component: plasma membrane. Lineage: Eukaryota; Metazoa; Chordata; Mammalia; Proboscidea; Elephantidae. Gene Ontology annotation, molecular function: cell adhesion molecule binding. Gene Ontology annotation, biological process: neutrophil chemotaxis; monocyte extravasation; heterophilic cell-cell adhesion. The transcript is spliced from 11 exons. The record is from RefSeq and is a predicted model, not a curated record. Bases 243 to 1352 code for a protein of 369 amino acids.
GACUAAAAUGGGAACCUCGAUUUAGAGGUUCCUGUUUGCAUCUCUGCAGCCACCUCAGAACGCACGCAUUUGGUCUUGAGCCUGAACUGCUCUGCCGUCCGUGGGAGACUGCAGCUGCAUUGCUUCUCCCAGGCGCUCUUCAUCUUAGAUUUCUGAGGUGGAUUCUUCCAGUGUCAAGCUGGUCGGCGGCUGGAUCAUGGCUGAGACCAGGCACAGUUAUAGAUUGAACGACUGAAAGAGGCAUGUUUUGCCCAUUGAAACUCAUCCUGCUGCCCGUGUUACUGCAUUACUCCUUGGGCCAGAACAACUUGAUUGUUUCCACUCCUGAGCUAACAGUCCAUGUGGGUGAUUCAGUCCUGAUGGGGUGUGUUUUCCAGAGCACAGAAGAGAAGCAUGUGACCAAGGUAGACUGGAUGUUUUCAUCCAAAGAGGAUGCCAAGGACGAAUAUGUGCUGUACUAUUACGCCAACCUCAGCGUGCCUAUGGGGCGCUUUCAGAAUCGUGCGCGCUUGGUGGGGGACAUCUCACGCAAUGACGGCUCUCUCCUGCUCCAAGAUGUGACAGAGGCUGACCAGGGAACCUACACCUGUGAAAUUCGCCUCAGAAUGGAGAGCCUCGUGUUCAAGAAAGAGGUGGUGCUGCAUGUAAUACCAGAAGAGCCCAAAGAGCUCACGGUCCAUGUGGGUGAUUCAACUAAGAUGGCGUGUGUUUUCCAGAGCACAGAAGGGAAACGUGUGACCAGGUUAGACUGGGUGUUCUCAUCAGGAGAGCAUACCAAGAAGGAAGUUGUGUUGCAGUAUCCCAAACUCAAUGUAUCUGAGGGGUACCCGCAGAACUGGGGACACUUCCAGAACCGUAUAAACCUGGUUGGAGACAUUUCUCGCAACGACGGCUCCAUCAUGCUUCAGGGAGUGAAGGAGUCUGAUGGAGGAAACUACGCCUGCAGUAUCUAUCUGGGGAGCCUGGAGUUUAAGAAAACCAUUUUGCUGUCUGUGAUCCUGAAAGAGCCGAGAACAUUGGUGACGCCGGUAACCCUUAUACCUGCUGUCCUGGGUGGUAAUCAGCUGGUGAUCAUUGUGGGCAUUGUCUGCGCCACCAUCCUGCUGCUGGCUGCUCUGAUAUUGAUUGUGAAGAGGACCCACAGGAAUAAGAGUUCGGUGAAUUCUACAACUCUGGUCAAAAACCUGGAGAACACAAAGAAAGCAGACCCAGAGAAACACGUUUACUCCUCGAUAAGUACAAGGGAAGUGAUCGAGGAAGAGGAAUCGACUGGGAAAUCAGAGGCCACCUACAUGAUCAUGCACCCCGUUUGGCCUUCUACGAGGUCAGCACAGAACAACCCACUUGAAUGAAAGUCAGCUGGGGAAUGCCAGAAACAGAGCAAGCUUUUUGAAAAGGAAGGAGCUUAUCUAUCUUUCCAAGCUUAGUGGAAGAGACUAUCUACUCUGUGUGUCCUGAGCUGCAGUACCAGUUAUUUCUGACCCCUUACCUCUCCCCCCUACAAUUGUCCUCCUGCCUCAUUACUUGGUCAAAGGACUAAAGAUGGAGGGUUUGCAGCCUGACAGAGAGACUGGACAGUUUUGGAGGAGCAAGCCCUAACAAGGAGAGGGUGAAACGUGGGCUUGGAGGCUCUGGUGUGGGGCAUUGGUGCAGAGGAACCUGACGGAGCUGUUGCACUGGCCUUAGGCACGCUGUUGGAUGAGACCCUUCACUCGGACAGUGUUCUUUGUGGAUGAGCUAUUGGGAAGAAUCAAAGAGAUAUAAAAACUAACCCUAAUGCUUCUUUUGAUAAGUUAGCCCUAAAUAAAUGAGGUUUGUGUAAACCAUCCAUUUUUGAUGUCCUGGCUGAGGGACAAGUGGAGUCAUGAUGAAGAAUUUACGGUAGGAAACUCCUAUAGCUGAAGUUCCUCAAAGACAGCCGUGCUGUGGCUUAACACAUUGGGGGUUGGUUUUGGUCUUGGGAAUGGGAAAUUUUCAGCGGCAAAAGGAUCAGAAAUGGGGUAGGAACACAGCUCUAGGAUUCAACCCAGGAAGGAGUUCUUAAUUCUGGCUGGGUAUCAGAAUUGCUGGUGCCUUUUUACUGGGCUUCACCUGGUUUGGAAUUCUUAGGUAGAGCUUGGACAUCUGGGUUUUUUUUAAAGUGAUACUCUUGGGUUGCCAAAGUGAAGAGCCACUGAUUUAACUCUUGUUCUGAAAUGUGAGGUUCCUAUACUUUUUGGUUACUAUUGCAAGAUUUGAUAAGGUUGGUCUUAAAGGAUCCUAGGAACUCCGUUCCUAACCUCCAGGGAUCAGCUUGAGCUCAGCUCAGGUCUCCUCUCCUUGAUGCCCUCAGGCAUCUGCUCAUUCUUUCUCUCCCUUCCUUCUCAUUUAGCCAUUCAGGGGUGGAUAAAGAGGUAGGCUUUUCUGGUUCUGCAAUUUCUAAUCUAAUCUCAAGUAGAGCUGCAUUUUUCUUAAAAAUAAUUUUUAUUGCGCUUUAAGUGAAAGUUUGCAAAUUAAGUCAGUCUCUCACAUAUAAAUUUAUGUGCACCUUACUACAUACUCCCAUUUACUCUCCCUAAUGAGUCAGCCCGCUCUCUCUCUAGUCUCUCCUUUUGUGACCAUUUUGCCAGUUUCUAACCCCCUCUACCCUCCCAUCUCCCCUCCAGGCAGGAGAUGCCAACAUAGUUUCAAGUGUCCACGUGGUGCAAGUAGCUCACUCCUCAUCAACAUCUCUCUCCAACCCAUUGUCCAGUCCAAUCAUGUCUGAUGAGUUGGCUUCAGGAAUGAUUCCUGUCCUCGGCCAACAGAAGGUUUGCGGACCCUGACUGCCGGGGUCCUUCUAGCAUCAGUCAGACCGUUAAGUCUGGUCCUUUGAUGAGAAUUUGGGGUCUGCAUCCCACUGCUGUUCUGCUCCCUCAGGGGUUCUCUGUUGUGUUCCCUGUCAGGGCAGUCAUAGGUUGUGGCCAGGCACCAUCUAGUUCUUCUGGUCUCAGGAUGAUGUAAGUCUCUAGUUCAUGUAGCCCUUUCUGUCUCUUGGGCUCACAGUUACCUUGUGAGCUUGGUGUUCUUCAUUCUCCUUUGACCCAGGGGGGUUGAGACUCAUUGAUGCAUCUUAGAUGGCCACUUGCUAAUGUUUAAGACCCCAGACGCCACACUGCAAAGUGGGAUGCAGAAUAUUUUCUUAAUAGAUUUUAUUUUGCCAAUUGACUUAGAUGGCCCCUGAAGCCAUAGUCCCCAAACCCCUACCCCUGCUUUGCUGACCUUCGAAGAACUCAGUUUAUUCAGGAAAGUUCUUUGCUUUUGGUUUAGUCCAGUUGUGUUGACCUCCCGUGUAUUGAGUGUUGUCCUUCCCUUCACCUAAAGUGGGUCUUAUCUACUCUGUAGUCAGUAAAUAACCCUUCUCCCACCCUCCCUCCGUCCCUCCCCCCUCUCGUAGGCACAAAAGAGUGUGUUCUUCUCAGUUUAAACUAAUUCUCAAGAUCUUAUAAUAGUGAUCUUAUACAAUAUUUGUCCUUUUCCAACUAAUUUCUCUCAGCAUAAUGCCUUCCAGGUUCCUCCAUGUUAUGAAAUGUUUCACAGAUUCCUCACUAUUCUUUAUCGAUGUGUAGUAUUCCAUUGUGUGAAUAUACAAUAAUUUAUUUAUCCGUUCAUCCGUUGAUGGGUACCUUGGUUGCUUCCAUCUUUUUGCUAUUGUAAACAGAGCUGCAAUAAACAUGGGUGUGCAUAUAUCUGUUCGUGUAAAGGCUCUUAUUUCUCUAGGAUAUAUUCUGAGUGGGUGCAUUUUUUUUUUUAACUUUUUCUGAAUUUUAUUUGUUUUGUUGUUGAAAAUGUACACAGCAAAACACACAUCAAUUCAACAGUUUCUACAUGUACAAUUUUUAGUGACAUUGCUUACAUUCUUCGAAUCGUGCAACCAUUCUCACCCCCCUUUUCUGAAUUGUUCCUUUUUUUCAUUAUCAUAAACUCACUGCCCCCUAAGGUUCCUAACUGAUCUUUUUGAGUUGCUGUUGUUAAUUUGAUCCCAUAUAGAUAGUUCUUAGGGGCUGCAUUUAAAAUUUUUUGUUUUUUGUACUUUAGAUGACGGUUUACAGAACAAGCUAGUUUCUCAUUAAACAGUUAGUAUACAUAUUGUUUUAUGACACUGGUUAACAGCCACAAGACAUGUCAACCCUCUCCCUUCUCGACCUCGGGUUCCCUAUUACCAGCUUUCCUGUCCCCUCCUGCCUUCUAGUCCUUGCCCCUGGGCUGGUGUGCCCCUUUAGUCUCGUUUUAUUUUAUGGGCCUGUCCAAUCUUUGGCUGACGGUUCAAUCACAGCAGUGACAUCAUUACUGAGCUAAAAGGGUGUCCGGGGGCCAUACUCUUGGGGCUUCAUCAGUCUCUGUCAGGUCAGUAGGUCUGGUCUUUUUUUGUGAGUUGAAGUUUUGUUCUACAUUUUUCUGCAGCUCUGUCCGGGACCCACUAUUGUGAUCCCUGUCAGGGCAGUCAGUGGUGGUAGCCGAGCACCAUCUAGUUGUCCUGACCUCAGUCUGAUGGAGGCCAUGGUGGUUGUGGUCUAUUAGUUAGGGGCUGCAUUUUUGAAGAAGUCUCCUAACUCUUCCAACAUUAGGACCCUUUCAUAGCAUACCCAUUGUUAACUUCUUUCUUUUUCAUCAGUGGUUCUUGGAAUUCCACUUGGAGGCCUGUAGCCUCUUUUUGUUCUCAUUCAGCUGUGGCUGAGGCAUUCAGUGUUUCCUUCUUACCUGUUAGCUCUAAAUAUGGAGUUUGCCAAUAAUUUACAAUAAGAGCACUGAAGGCAAUAUCCUGUCCAAGACUUCAUAUGGGAGAGAAGACAUGUAUUGGCAUACAAGUAGUAGAGGGGGAGGGAGGAGUUUCACCUUCUGAGGAUUCUUGGAGAGGAAGUGGUUUAAUUUCUGGGCUAUUAAGUAACGUUCUCUCCUGGCCUAAGGGGCCCCUUUCUACUUCCUCAAAUAUUGUAUGCAUAGGAGGAUGGCCUACAGGGUACAGAGCUAGGGGGAUGGAUGGGGAUUUUACAUAGGGUGGCUCUGAGUCUCAAUCAACUCAAAGUUGGAUUUUUUUCCCCCCCGGGACUGAGAAGAUCAUUGGGAUAAGAGCUGGAGGAAGGGGUGGGCAGCUUAUUCACAUGUUCCUGCAAAGGGUGCUUUGCCAGGGAGAGUGUGGGUAUACCCCUCAGAGUCUGGUGUGCCCAAAUUUGAAUCUGACUCAUUCAGAGUUUGACUUCCAUUCUAAGUUCAGUAGUUGUGACUGGCGGGAAGAAGAGGAAGCCCACCUCUCUCUCCCCUUACCCCCACAAGCCUUCCUCAUAUAUGCAGGCUUGGAGUCAAGGUUGAGGGUGGACUUGCAGCUAUCACAUGCUAAUUUUGGCCCAAACCAAAACCAAGCCUUCAGGGGACCUUGGAAGAGACCUGCUUGCACACUCAUGCCCUUCUCCUAGAGAUAAACAAAAACCAAACCAGUUGCUGCCUGAGUUGACUCAUGGUGACCCCA